AUGUCACUCACAUUAGGACUAUGUUUCAUCCUUGCUCUGUUUCUACCUUUGUUCGCAAAUGGGCAUCCAUGCAGCCAGCAAUUUUUUGAUGAGGCAAAGGCACUAGGCAUAACGCCGAAUUGCAUGAAAAAAACAUUGGGGGCGGAAUUUGCAUGGAAGUACAAUGAUUCCUCCCGGAGACUUGAUAUUGUAAUUGGAGCCAGGUUACAAGGGGAGGCGGGGUGGCUAGCCUGGGGGCUGAACCCGCUUGGACCACACAUGGUCGGGACUCGAGCCCUCAUCGGGAUCAAGCAUGGAAAUAAGUUGUAUAAUAAACAGUACAACAUUACUGACGGUACAAGAAUUGGGUGCCAACUAUUUUCUGUUGAUGAUUUGGGUCUGAAAAUUCAGAAUUUCAGCUUCUUCUUACAGAAUGCAACCCAGUAUUACGCGAUAAAAGCGACAGUUUUUCUUCCUAAAGAGUACAACAGUUCAAGAACAAGCAUUGUUUGGCAAAUUGGGUAUACUGUGGCUGACAUUGAACCCAAAAUGCAUCCCAAAACUCUCAACAAUUUGGACUGUGCAGAAACCAUAGAUUUGAAUUCUAAUUAUAAGAUCAUAACUUAUUCAGCUCAUCGCAUUCACUCAAUUAGAGUGACUCAUGGGAUGCUGAACAUUGUGGGUUGGGGGAUAUUUUUGCCUGUUGGAGUGAUAAUUGCAAGGUAUUUUAGAAAAUUUCCUAUAAAGUGGUACUUGUGGAAUACUUUUCACAUCAGCUUCCAGAUUGCUGGAUAUGUUCUUGGUUCAUCUGGGUGGGCUACGGGACUCUGGCUUGGAAAUCAAUCCAAGUACUACACUUUCCAUUUACAUCGCAUUUUCGCUGUAGUUAUCUUCACUUUCACAACAAUUCAAAUGAUCGCGUUGAGAUUAAAGCCGAAGCAUACUGAUCCAUUCCGUGGUUAUUGGAACAUGUAUCAUCAUUUUCUGGGCUAUUCUCUGCUAGCACUAAUCUCAAUUAACAUAUUUAAAGGGAUUUCGAUUCUGAAGCCGUAUGAUGACUGGAAAUGGGGAUAUAUUGGAUUGCUUGGAUUCUUAGCAACAACUGCUCUGGCAUUUGAAGUGCUCACCUGGACCAAAUUUUUCAAAAAGAAGUUAGACGAGGACCCUAACAAGGGAAAGACAAAGGCACAGCCACAGCCACAGCCACAGCCACAGCCACAGCCACAGCCACAGCAGCCACAGGCACAGGCACAGGCACAGCCACAGUGUGUGGCAUCCCAUCCGCGCACAAGAAGGUUGUUUGUCAAAGCACACAUUCCAUUAUAUUUGUACUCCUUUCUUACUACAAAUUGCAAAUUAAGGCCAUUUGAGUACCUGAGGCUUACUUGCCUGGGUGUCCUUGGUGCUCUAGUGAAGGUUGCUUUCUAUGUGCAGAAAUGUAGUACACUUGCAUAUUUAUCCAUUAACAAAACAGUUAUAUAUACUCCUUUUAGUGUGUUCCCCACCUGCUUUAUCCUGAUCUUACUGCAGUAUAUGAGGGGGAUGACACUGCAGUUAGCUGUUUCCUUCUUGAUACAGAAAUUAUGCCUGAAUCUAUGCACUAUGGAGAACGGCGAUGAAUUGUCAAAAAGGGUUGCAGCAUACAUUCUGCUAAAGAUAUUGCAGAAUGGAGAAGGCUUGGGCUAUGUAUGUGUUGCAGCAGAUCGAUUCUAUGCUGUAGUUCGAGUACUCAAGAAUUUGGUUGUGGGACUGGCUGAGAAACCUUCACCUCUGCUAUUGAAGCACAUUAUUAAGUGCUAUAUUCGGAUGUCUGAGGACCCAAGAGAUUCUCUUCCGGAAAUUCUGAUGGAUGGCACAUUUAAUGCUCUCCUUAAUGAAGAUCCAAUGUUGAAAAGGUGUCUGCGACAGUUGCUUCUCAAUGUUCAUGGGUCUCUGGCUCGUCUUCAAGUUGGAUAUCUUUCUCAGGCAAUACUUGUCCAGAACUGUGGGAGCUAG
This is a messenger RNA of Fraxinus pennsylvanica, 1974 nucleotides long. NCBI's taxonomy places the organism in Eukaryota, Viridiplantae, Streptophyta, Magnoliopsida, Lamiales, Oleaceae. The record is from the annotation of a GenBank genome assembly.